GCCGAGUAACCGUGUCCGUACGCCGUGUCGUGCGCACGCUCGGCUCAGGUCCCGAACGCAGUGACCGGAGGCAGAGAACAUCCACGGCACAGGUCCCGCGCAUAUCCUAUCGACCUUUCCCAAACCUAUCGGCGACCGGCACGCCAGCGCCCGCUCUGAUGCUACGGCCACCGGCGGUGCCACUACGCCCUCCCGCUCCCCGCGCCUCCGUGCUUCCGCCCCCCAGAGCCGCAAACCCUAACACCGACCCGACAACAACAACAACCACCACCACCGCAGACGCAGCGGCCACCAUGGGCGCAGCGGCGUGGUGGCGGCGCGCGCUGGGGCAGCGGUUCAACCCGGCCGGCGUAGCCGCGGUGGCGGCCGUCGCGGCGUCCGAGCCGCGCCUGGCGCUGCCGCACGUGUCGGUGCAGGACAUCCGGUGGCUGGACUGGGCCGAGCUCCGCCGGGCCGGGUUCCGCGGCGUCGUCUUCGACAAGGACAACACCCUCACCGCGCCCUACGCGCCCGCGCUCUGGCCGCCGCUUGCUGCCGCGUUCGACCAGUGCCGCGCGAUAUUCCCGCCCGGCGCGCUCGCCAUCUACAGUAACUCCGCAGGGCUGAAGGAGUAUGAUCCGGAUGGGAUUGACGCGAGGGCGAUCGAGGCAGCCAUUGAAGGGGUUCAUGUGAUCAGGCAUGAUAUAAAGAAACCUGGUGGAGCAGCUAAGGAAAUAGAGAGUUACUUUGGUUGUUCAGCCUCAAAUCUUGUGCUGGUUGGUGAUCGAUACUUCACUGAUGUGGUCUACGGAAACAGGAAUGGCUUCCUUACAGUAUUGACAGAACCGCUAAAGUUUGCUGAUGAAUCGUACAUUGUCAGAAGGGUUCGGAAACUGGAAGCAUACAUCAUCAGUUAUUGGGACAAGAAAGGGCACAAACCAAUUAAGCACUCUUUGCUCCCUGAUGCAAGAAGAAUUGUGAAAUUUGAUCCAUAUGACGACUCAAUUACAUCCAGAGUAUAGUAUAAUGAUCUAUGUUGCUCCUGCUCACACACGUAAUUCACGGGGGUUCUCUUCUCUGGAUCAGUGAGUAUAGAGAUCUGUUGUUGUCACUGAGAAGAUUAUAAAGGGAGAAAUAUAUGGUGUGUAGAGAUUUGCUGUUUAUUUUUUGAGCAGAAUGCAGUUCAGGGGAAUAUAUUUUUGAUAAUAUCAUGUGCAUGAACAUUAUUUUGUUA
Messenger RNA from Phragmites australis (common reed), 1213 nucleotides. RefSeq names its product phosphatidylglycerophosphate phosphatase 1, chloroplastic/mitochondrial-like. The record is from RefSeq and is a predicted model, not a curated record. The coding region runs from base 159 to 1001 and encodes 280 amino acids. The transcript is spliced from 5 exons. Gene Ontology annotation, molecular function: phosphatidylglycerophosphatase activity. NCBI's taxonomy places the organism in Eukaryota, Viridiplantae, Streptophyta, Magnoliopsida, Poales, Poaceae.